Cyprinodon variegatus (sheepshead minnow) is the source of this 1795-nucleotide messenger RNA. It is a transcript of the gene orc5, whose product is annotated as origin recognition complex subunit 5. Gene Ontology annotation, molecular function: DNA replication origin binding. The transcript has 14 exons. Gene Ontology annotation, biological process: DNA replication initiation; DNA replication. The record is from RefSeq and is a predicted model, not a curated record. Bases 323 to 1651 code for a protein of 442 amino acids. Gene Ontology annotation, cellular component: nuclear origin of replication recognition complex; nucleus. NCBI's taxonomy places the organism in Eukaryota, Metazoa, Chordata, Actinopteri, Cyprinodontiformes, Cyprinodontidae.
UGACGCGUUUCUGUAGCGCGGGAAUCUCCUGCGAGUUUUGUUUCUGGUUUAGUGCCGGUUUUAACCGGUUUAAUUAAUACUUUAUUCCGUUAAUUGAAUUAUAUUUAACUCAUUGGGAUUUCCGCUGCACCUUUUUGCGUUUUAAGCUAAUGUUUAACGUUAACGGUCGAUUGAGUUACGCCGUGUUCUAACUUGUGGCCGCUUCUCUUCUAAGAGGGAUGCGUUUCUCCUAGCUAAGCUAACCCAUGGUUCUCGUUGGACCUUUUUGUAUUUUCCACAUCGUUUGAGUUUCCUGUUUACAAGCGGGGGUGAACGGAGAGGAAUGGCGGGGCUGUUAGACCAACCAGGAUACGAUGAGGAGUCUCUGCGGAGAGUGUCAGAGCAGCUGCCCUGCAGAGAGCUCCAGGCUGGGAUGCUGCUGUCACUCAUGGGACAGCCACAGCAGUACUGCUACCCUUCACUCUUCAUCUACGGUCAUCGAUCCUCAGGAAAAAGUCAUGUGGUGAAUGUUUUAAUGAAGGAGCUGGAGCUUCCUCACACCACAGUCAGCUGUGUGGAGUGCAUCUCUGCUGCGCUGCUGUUUGAACAAGUGCUGCUGUCCUUCUUCGGCUGCGACGCCGCCGCGCAGCUCCCCCGCAGCCCUUCGAUCUCAGACUUUGUUCGUAUCUACAGACAGCAAUCCUCCCAGUUUCCUGCCAAGCAGACGCGAUUCAUCGUGAUGGAGAAAGCUGAACUUCUGAGAGACGCAGAUGCCAAUCUUCUCCCGGCUCUCCUCCGUCUUCAGGAACUGGUGGACGACAACGUCAGCGUGGUCCUGCUCAGUGAAAUCGUUUGGGACAAGUUCAGACCAAACACCGGCUGCUUCGAGCCGCUCCUGCUUCAUUUCCCAGACUACAGUAAAGGCGAGCUGCAGCAGAUUCUCUCCAAAGACUGCCAUCCAUCGUAUUCAGCAGAGUUUUACUCCUCCUACAUCAACAUCCUGCUGGGGGUCUUUUACACCGUCUGUCGGGACCUCAGAGAGCUGCGGCACCUGGCGGCGCUCAACUUUUCAAAAUUCUGUGAACCCGUUGCUGCUGGAAAAGCGAAGGAGACGGAGACUCACAAGCUGUGGAAAAACAUUGAGCCUCAUCUGAAAAAGGCGAUGCAGACGGUUUACCUCCGAGAGGUUUCCAGUCUUCAGUGGGAGCAGAUGGAGGAACACGAGGCUGGAGCUCUGAGAGGUUUAUCAGCUCACACUCAUGUUGAACUUCCCUAUUACUCCAAGUUCCUGUUGAUUGCUGCCUAUCUAGCGUCCUACAACCCUGCCCGCACAGAUAAGCGCUUCUUCCUAAAGCAUCACGGGAAAAUAAAAAAAACAAACUUCUUGAAGAAGAAUGAAAAGACCAGUAACCACCUUCUGGGGCCGAAGCCCUUCCCUCUGGACCGCCUCCUCGCCAUCUUCUACAGCGUGGUGGACAGCAGAGUCGCUCCCACUGCCAGCAUCUUCUCCCAGAUCUCGUCUUUAGUGACUCUGCAGCUGCUGACUCUGGUCAGCCACGACGAUCAGCUCGACACACCCAAGUACAAAUGUGCCGUUUCUCUGGAUUUUAUUUCUGCCAUAUCCAGGACGGUGAACUUUGAUAUUGUGAAGUAUCUGUAUGAUUUCCUGUGAGGCUGCGGAGCGUGAAGGAGAGAUGACACCACGGUGACAGGGAGAUAAAGAGAGAUUUAUUUCUGCUGGAAAACCCUGCAGGAGAAGACGGCUCAAUGUGAAAAAUUGUCCUAACAUGUCACUGCCACCUUGUGGCAAACAGUU